Puccinia triticina is the source of this 2280-nucleotide messenger RNA. RefSeq lists its product as uncharacterized. Bases 1 to 2280 code for a protein of 759 amino acids. The transcript is spliced from 12 exons. NCBI's taxonomy places the organism in Eukaryota, Fungi, Basidiomycota, Pucciniomycetes, Pucciniales, Pucciniaceae. The record is from RefSeq and is a predicted model, not a curated record. Gene Ontology annotation, cellular component: membrane. Gene Ontology annotation, molecular function: magnesium ion transmembrane transporter activity. Gene Ontology annotation, biological process: magnesium ion transport.
AUGAAUCCGGCCAGCAAGCCAACCACUUCCAGAUUCUCCCGCAACAACCACCCCAAACCGUCAACAGCCACCGCCGAAUAUAUCAUCUCUCCACAGCGAUCAAACGUUGCCACAGCCUCAACCAAGCUCUGUCCCUGUCUUGCUUGCAUCACUAUCUGGGACUUUCGUCUGUGGCAGUACUGGAACUCACCCUCCUCGUCCCCCGCUUACUACAAAAUAAUUGGUAUUGUCCUCGCCCUAGUCAGUGGCCUUUUCAUCGGCUCUAGCUUCGUCUUCAAAAAGAAAGGCCUUCUCGUCAGUCAACAGAAAGUUCUCGAAAAAGGCGGCGAAGCCGGGGAGAGUCAUGCUUACCUCAAAAGUCCAAUGUGGUGGUCCGGAAUGUCGUUAAUGAUCGUGGGUGAAAUUUGUAACUUUGUCGCUUAUGCUUUCGCCGAUGCCAUCCUAGUCACACCCAUGGGGGCUCUAUCAGUGGUCAUUUCAGCGGUCCUCUCGUCGAUUUUUUUGAAGGAACGGUUGAGCUUCUUUGGAAAAGUGGGCUGUUUUCUGUGUGUCUUAGGAGCGACAAUUAUCGCAGUCAAUGGGCCAAAGGACCAAGCCGUGUCAACAAUACCAGAGUUUGAAAGACUGUUCUUGGCCCCCGGCUUUCUUGUCUUCGCUUCUAUCAUCGUCGUCUCCGCGCUACUUUUAAUUUUUGUGGCUGCGCCGAGGUGGGGCAAGACGAACAUGCUGGUCUAUAUCUCGAUUUGUUCUAUUAUCGGUGGAUUGUCCGUCGUCGCUACUCAGGGCUUAGGUGCUUCAAUCAUCACAACCAUCAGAGGAGAGAGUCAAUUCAAAUACUGGUUCAUGUAUUUCUUGAUUGGAUUUGUUGUUUGUACUUUAUUGACUGAAAUCAACUACCUCAACAAAGCUCUCGAACUGUAUAAUACCGCCAUGGUCACCCCCACUUACUACGUCAUGUUCACAUUCUCGACUCUGCUUACCUCAAUCAUCUUGUUCCAAGGUCUUAAAGCACCCGUUGCGGAUAUUAUCACCCUGGUUCUCGGAUUUUUGGUUAUAUGCUGCGGGAUCACAUUGCUUCAAAUGUCCAAAGUGGAUCCGAUGGAAUUUGCAGGACUUGAUCCGAAGUCGGCGGUAUUUUUGGCUGCUGACAAAGAAGCAGAUACUGAAUCCGGUCUGGGUGCCGAAGAGCCCGGAGUGGACGGACUGAGGGGCUUUGGAGGCUUGAUCGGGUCAAUCCAUCGCAACACGUUGAUUGCCAGACAGUCGACUGUAAGCUCGUUGGCUGCACAAAGUGAACGAAAUUCCGUCCGUCGCCGGCGACAGGAGUCUUAUCUCAAAAGUUUCCAACAACGUAACCCAGAAAUUGGGAUGACCGGAAUGAAGAGACACACCCUCUGGGACCGUCCGGUUUCAGAUGAAAUCCUGGAAGAUCCCUCACAAAUUAACUCACCUCAGGGGAGUGUCUCUGAGCACGAGAAACGACGAAAGGGUUUGAAGAACAAAUGCUCAGGCGAGAGUGUGGCUGCAGUUGACCGUCGCCAUUCACAAUCAUCCAAUCAUGUCGCUUCACACCCCGGAAGCCUUCGGUCAGAAAAAAUCAGUACUGCUCAACCGAACACUGCAAAUCCACCCGGGGAGUCCGAAUCAGAUUCGAAGAUAAUCGAAUCUUCCUCUAGAAAGGGGCAGCCAAUAUCGACAGCCGGGAUUGGACAUGCUAAAGGGCUAUCAACUCUUUGUGAACAUCCUACCGGAGGGGGUCCAGGCGAGCCCAGCAGUUCGAAUUGGUCAUCCUCACCGAUCCUUCAAAGCACAUCCCCGCUAGUUCGGCCACGACAGGGGACGACAGACAGUCAGAACCCGCUGAGUCUGAUGAAAAGCGGCCUGCAAAACUCGCGCAGCUCGAGCACGACGACAGGGCCUGCGAGCGGAUACGAGCGAACGAGCCAUAAAUCGAAGGAGCGCCACCUGAUCGCGGGCAAGAAGAAGAUUGAGUACGACCAAACCGAACUCCAGAGCCUUGUUGGUCCUAGCCGGUCCUCCUCCAUCUCUUCCUCCCUCUCAUGUUCCUCCGACCUCUCCCAGUCUUUCGGCAUCGCCGAACAGACAAAUCCUAUCGAGGACUCUACCGGCCAGAUCCGUAUCGUCGCCACUCACCCCCAGCUUUCUGAACCCCCGCCCCAUCUAGACGUCGUCCAUCAUUACCCCACUUCUGACUCUCGUCCUCAUCACCAUCAGCGCCAGCGUCACGCGCCUGAUGAUCCUCUUAAUAAUCCAAACUGA